Camelus dromedarius (Arabian camel) is the source of this 4530-nucleotide messenger RNA. RefSeq names its product chromosome 10 C9orf85 homolog (gene C10H9orf85). NCBI's taxonomy places the organism in Eukaryota, Metazoa, Chordata, Mammalia, Artiodactyla, Camelidae. The transcript is spliced from 4 exons. The record is from RefSeq and is a predicted model, not a curated record. The coding region runs from base 205 to 666 and encodes 153 amino acids.
AGGAGCCUUGCUGGAGAUUUGGGGGCCGGAGGGUAUUCUUUGACCUCUGCGAGGAGUCACGUGGGCUUCCGGGGGCGGGGGCAGAAAGGCUGGAAAAGUUCCUUCCGGGUCAGUGACAGAAGGGUGAACUCCGUGGAGUAGUUCCUGGUAUCUAUCUUUCCUGCAUCUUCCUUGUCCCAGCGCGAGGUGAUUGUGGUUUCCUCGAUGAGCUCCCAGAAGGGGAACGUGGCUCGUUCCAGGCCUCAGAAGCACCAGAAUACGUUUAGCUUCAGAAACGACAAGUUUGAUAAGAGUGUUCAGACCAAGAAAAUUAAUGCAAAACUUCAUGAUGGAGUAUGUCAGCGCUGUAAAGAAAUUCUUGAAUGGCGUGUAAAAUACGGCAAAUACAAACCAUUGUCAAAGCCUAAAAAGUGUGUUAAAUGUUUACAAAAGACAGUAAAGGAUUCUUAUCACAUAAUGUGUAGACCAUGUGCCUGUGAACUUGAAGUUUGUGCCAAAUGUGGAAAGAAAGAAGACAUUGUUAUUCCGUUUAAUAAAGAACCAGAAGAUAUAGAAAAUCAUCUAUGUUCCAACCACAGGAAAAGCUGCAGAAGAAAUGAAGAAAGUGAUGAUUUAGAUUUUGAAAUUGACUUCAGUGACACAGAAAAUGAUAAUCAAAUGGAUUAAUAUAAUUGUAUUAAAAGUCAGUUUGAAAACAUGAAACUCUGAACAACUUUGUCUUUGAGGGUUUUAUUUUUUUAAAAAAUACUGUGGAAUCUUAAUGAUGAAAUUCAAAAAGCCUAUAGAAAAUAUGCAGAAUUUAUACAUGGGCAAUAUAUAAACUGUGUAUGAUAGCUGAAUAAUGAUAAAACUUUCAUCCAGAUUUUUUUUAUAAUAAAUUUUGAAGUCCAUAUGCUAGUAUAUCUACCACAAUGAGUACUGGAGUAUCAUAUUGCAAUUCUUGGAAAUUACUUAGAAAAAAUAUACUAUCUCAUAUCAAACUAAACAAGAUUCAGUUUUGAUGGUUAUGUGGGAACUAUCUCAUGGAAAAAUCAAGUGACUUUAUUAUGUUGCUAGCCUCAAAAAUUGGUCCUCAGGAAGUAUCUUUUGAUGGAUUGAUCUCAGGCAAAUGACCCACAUAACAAAAGCCCCCUUACUUACAUUUGCUUGUUAUAAAGCAAAAAGUUUAUCUGUUUUUAUAGUAAUGUUUAACAAGUGUAUGGCAAUUUUUCUUUGAAAGUGUUUUUCUAUAUCUUUUUUUUACUUUUUUCUCUUGUGAAAUAUACAUACAGAAAAAAUACAUAGAAUCUAUAUGUUUAGUUUAAUAAGUAGUUAUAAAGAAAAACCAUACAUCUGUCACCCAGGUGAAAAAACUACCCUUAAACAAUAUAAAUUUGCUUUGUCUGAUUUUUGAACUUUUUUUCUCUUUAUUUUGGAAAAAUCUCAAACCAUAAGAAAAGUGACAGUGUAGUACAGUGAACCUUUGUAUACCCUUCACUUAGAUUCACAGCUGUUAACCAUUUUGCUACAUUUUCUUUAUAUUUGAAUAGAUGUGUAUGGAUGUGUGUUUUAUUUGCUGAGUCGUAUGAAAAUAAGUGUCAGGCAUUGAUUUUGAACUUUAUAUAAACAUACUUACACUGUGCAUGUUAUUUUGUAUCUCUUCUUAUUUCAUUCUUACGGAGUUUAUGAGAUUGUUCCAUGUUGUUGCAAGAGCUCUAAUUUGUUAAUUUUACAUUACUGUGUUUUUAUUCUAUUGUAUUUACAUACCACAAUUUAUUUAUCCUCUCUAAGUUGUUUCACAAUUUGCCUGUUAUAAACAGUGCUUCCACAAACAUUGAUGUAGGUGUUUCUUGCUAUACAUGUCUUGUUUCUUGGUACAUUUUCUGUUAGGUAUAUCUAGCAGUGCUAGAGGGCAUUAGGUAUCUGCAUCUUCACUACUACUGCAUAAUGUCAAGCUGUCUUUACAGAAGAAUUGUUAUCUUCCUUUCCUGUAGCAAUGUAUUAGAAUUCCUGCGUUGUGUAUUCUUUCCAGCACUUGGAAUCAGACUUUUAAAUUUCUGUCCUUUUCAUGUGUAUGCAACAUGUGUCUGUUUUAUUAAUUUGUGUUUUCCCAGUUACUAAUAAGAGUCCCCUCUAACGUUUAUUGACUGUUUGGUUUUUGGAUAUAGAUGAUAUUAAGGAGUCAUUUUGUUAAAGUGUAGUAAUAUUAUUGGAGAAAUGUAUAUUGAAAUAUUUAAAAGUGUAAGAUCAAUUUUCUUUAAAAUAUUUCAGCAUAAAAAAGUAAAGAUCCAGAUGGCAUCAUCAUCAUUUCAGUAGCAUCAAAAAUAUAUUAACUAGGAAUAAAUUUUAAAAAUACUCAAGAACUCCAUUGACAAAAAUAUAAAAUCUUAUCAAGACAUUAAAAUUAAAUGGAGAGGUAAUUGGAGAAAGAUAAACAGAGAGAGACAUUGUGUUCAUGAUAUAGAAGCCUCUAAGUUUACAAUCUACGGAAAAUUUCUCUACCACAAAUUUGUGUGGUUUACCUUUUUUUUCUGAGCUAUGUAACUUUUGUGGUUAAAGAGCCAACUAAAUUAUUAUUAGAUCUAGCAUGAAUUCUUUCCCAUGGGAAUGAGUUAUAAUUUCUCAGAGUACCUUACUAGAGAGAAAUUUAACAAAGAGCAUCACCUAGUGACAUAUACUAAUAUCUACAUUUCAUUCUUUAGUGCUAAGGGAGAUUUUGUUUGGUUUUUUAAAUAGACUUUAGUUGCUGCAUUUAGUAUAUUUGCAUACCUUUACUACUAUCCUUUCUAAUCUAAAAAUUAUUUUUGUUGGAACUCAUCAUGGAUCUAAAUCUGGGCUCUGCCACUUGCUAGCUGUAUGAAUUGUCACAUUAAUCUUCCUGUGCCUUGGUUUUUAUGAGGUUGAUAGAAGGAUUAAGUAUUUUGAUAUGUAAAAUGCUUGGAACCUAUGAGAGCACUAAACAAUUGAUAUUAUUGCUACUAUGUGGCUAUAUAUAUAUAUAUAUAUAUUCAUUAAUAAUUAUUAGUUGGAAAUGAAGUAAUUAGUAAUUCUUAGUAAUGAAGAUGUCAAUUUGGUUGUUUGUCUACAUUCUGCAAAAGAAGAGUUAUACAUAUAUGUUCCAUAUAUAUGGAAUGCAGAAUGUGUGUGUAUAUAUAUAAGCAGAGUUUGUGCUUUCAACUACUGCUCUGUAGUAUCACUCCAUCACAUGUCAAAAGCAUUUCUAAAGGUAAACAGAGGAAGCUGUAUUCAGAUGGAGGGCAUGGCAUGAACAAAUUAUUUGGUGACUAAAAAGGCUUGAGAUAAUAAUAGUAAUAAUAUAAUAAUAGCUAUUCAUUCAUUCAACAAAUAAUCAUUGAGCACCUAUGUGUGCAAGGUACAGCAAUGAACAAAGCAAGAGAUCCCUAUCCUUUCUGACAAAACCUUUUAUUGGGUGGAGACAGGCAAUAGGCAAUAAACAUAGUAAGUAAAUUAUAAGUUAGAAAAUAGAAAGUGCUAUGGGGAAAAAUUAGGCAUGGUAGGGUGAUUGGGAGUCUAAGGGUGCGGAUGGGGUGGGGAUGAGGGUGCACAAGUUGAUGGGAAGUGGGCUAUGAUUUUUAAAUAUGUUGGGGAAGAAUAUUCCAGGCAGAGGAAACAGCCACUAUAAGGUGGUGUGUUCAAGGAACAGCAAGGAAGGGAGUGAUUAAGUUGGAGAAUUGUUAAAAAAAAAAAAAAAAGAAAGAAAGUUGGAGAAUUGUAAGAGAGAAGAUCAGGAAGGUAUUGGAGGCCAGAUCAUGUGAAACCUGCUUUUAAGAUUUAUUUUUUUUAAUCUUUGGUUUUCAGCCAUUUGACUGAUUUCUACCGUGUGAAUUUCUUAUUUAUACUACUUACAUUUUUCUGAGUAUCCUAAAUCUUUUGGGCACUGUUCUUAAACAGACUUGGAAAAUUGUUGGCCAUUGUUUCUUAAAAUACUGCUUUUUCCUAUUCUUUUCUCUCCUUCUAGUACUCCAGUUAUACAUACUGUUAAACCUUUCUGACUAUGUCCCAAACAUGUCUUUCUCAUGCUCUGCUUUUCCCCUCCAUUUGUUUUUUCCUUUCUUUGUUUCAGUUUGUAUAUUUUCUAUUGAUCUUUCUUUGUAUUUGUAAUUAAUGUCUUCUAUAUAAACAGAAUUAGUGUGUUCAGUAUGCUUUUAAGCCCAUCUAAUAAAUUCUGAAUUUCCGAUACUAAAUUUUGCAGUUCUUAAACAUCCACUUGAUUUUCUUUGUAGAUUAUAACUGUUGAAAUAUUCCAUACUACCUAUCUUGUGCAUCUUUUUCUAUGUUUUUCUGAUGUAUUAUUCACAGUUAUGUUGAAGUCCUUGUUCACAUUUGUUGGCAUUUAUUGAUUAUUUUAUCUCUUGAUUAUUGGUCACUUUACCAUGCUUUUCACAUCUAAUAAUUUUUAUUUGUGCCAGAAAUUAUGGAUGGUACAUUUUAGACACUUCCUCUGAAAAAUAAAUUACUGUAGAUCACUUGAUCCUGUCAAAACCUGAGUUAAGGCUUUGUCAGGGGUGGUCUAUUUCAGUUUCACACUUA